Molecule: messenger RNA, 554 nt
Organism: Pelobates cultripes (western spadefoot toad)
Lineage: Eukaryota; Metazoa; Chordata; Amphibia; Anura; Pelobatidae
Source: the annotation of a GenBank genome assembly
CUAAACUACACUAUAGGGUUGAGUAACCCACAAAGCAAAUACCUGUGGAGAAAACAAGGGGAAAGGGAGCCGACCGCCGGAUCAGCCAGCAGCCACGUGCGUGAGUGAAUAUGGCCGUCGCAUGCAGAGCAUGCCGUGGCCCCAAAGCUCCUCCCCCGCCAAUGGCAGGGGAGCUCGUGGAAACACACACGCGGCCGGAGGUAGAGCGGGUCAGAGCCGCACGCGGCCGCACACGCAGUCGCGAGGGGAGGAGGGAGGGCGGUCAGGGAGCACAGCAGCUCCCGAGAAAAAGCUUCCCCAGUGAUCCGCGGUCCCUGCCUGUGCUCACAAAAGGUACAGCACAGGCAGGGAGUCUGCGCAAAGUAGGGGAAGAACAGAGACACCCAAAAGGGGGUGCCAAAAAAAACAUCAAAACAAUAUACAUAAAUCAUAUAGGGUGCACUAAGCAGCAUCCAAGUACAUAAUACAGGAAAAAAUAAUCAGUAAAUAAACACAUAGAAAACAAUCCAAGAUCAAAAUAUACAGGAGUGAAAUUAAUACUUAGCUGGUCUGAG